Molecule: messenger RNA, 3155 nt
Organism: Cololabis saira (Pacific saury)
Lineage: Eukaryota; Metazoa; Chordata; Actinopteri; Beloniformes; Belonidae
Gene: sh3bp2
Product: SH3-domain binding protein 2
Exons: 13
Coding region: 243-2108 (621 amino acids)
Biological process (GO): signal transduction
Molecular function (GO): SH3 domain binding
Source: RefSeq, a predicted model, not a curated record
AAAGGGAUAUCACUUUGUCUUGCGUUCACAUGUGUCUUUCGAUUUUCAUUCUCAAUUAAUCCUUUUAAACAUCUGUUCUUCCGUCUCUAGUCUCUAGUGUAUGACAUGCUUCCAUAUCAUACUGCUCUUUUGAUUUGGAAUCUGUGACUUGAUCCAUUUUACUCUCACCUACAUCCGUUUGCCAUCCUGCCACACGUUGGCUCACCAAGUAUGGUGACACAUUGCACUUUGCUGCUGCAGUCAUGUCCGCUGGCACGUCCAUUCAUUCGAUGAAGAAGAAACCAUCUGCUCAUAGCUGCAGGCCAAGCACCAAGAUGUGUAUUCGGGAACAACGGGGGUUCAUAACGAUGUCGUCUGCAGAGGUAAGCUGGCCGGUUCCGAUGCGAGCCAUCGGGGCUCAGAACCUCCUCACCAUGCCAGGAGGAGUUUCCAUCGCAGGAUACCUCCACAAGAAGGGAGGCAGCCAGUUCAGCCUCAUGAAAUGGCCACUGAGGUACAUCAUUAUCCACAAGGGCUGCGUGUACUACUUUAAAAGCAGUACCUCUGCUGCACCACAAGGAGCGUUCUCCCUCAACGGUUAUAACAGGGUGAUGAGAGCAGCGGAGGAGACAACUUCCAGUAAUGUUUUUCCUUUUAAGAUCGUCCACUUCAGUAAGAAACACAGAACAUGGUUCUUCUCUGGAGCCAGCGAGGACGAGAGGAGGAAAUGGAUGCGAUACCUGCGAAAGGAGAUCAAUUACUAUAACGACAAAAAAGAAUCUCACAUUUCAAGUGACAAUGAUUCUGAUUCAGACAGCUUUUAUGGCACGAUUGAGAGGCCCAUGGAUAUUAAACAUUCUGCUGACACCACAGAAGAUGACUACGUUGAAGAUGAUGACGAUGAAGAUGAGGAAGACUAUCUAAAGCCUGACGAUGACUGUUCACCAACAUCUACAGGUAGACCAACAGCGCCACCCCCCUCCUAUCCUCCUCCACCAGUGCCGGGAGUUUUCCACCCCCAACAAGACUGGAGCACAGGUUUCCAUAAAGGCCCGCCUCCAGCUGUUCCACCACUCAACAGAAUUCCAACCAUAUCUCUUCCCAAAAACCCACCCCCUCUUCUACCCCUUCCCCCGCUUAAUAGGGACCUUGGCAAGGGUCAACUCCCUCCUCCACCAUUUCCCCCUCCAGUGCACAAGUCCCCAUCUCCUACUCGUCCUCCUAGUCUUCCUCCUGAUCAAAGAAGAACUUCUCAAUGCAGGACAACUUCCACAGCGGGGGGCAGGAAUGACAGUAGAGACUGGAGGCCUCCUUCAGUGUCAGUGCAACUGCAUUCCCCUGCCACUCUCCCCAUCUGUGAUCAGUUAGAGACCAGGAUGUCUCUAAAUGGUUCGGUCCACUGCCCCUUUAAUUCUGUUGGGAGCCAGUCAUUGGGAAGCAAACAUCGCAAACCAAGUGUAACACCUCCACAAACUGCAAACAUUGGAGGGUCUUCUCUGCCCCACAACCAGACAUUCUCUAAUCCAUCAAUGGGUGGACGACCUCCAGUCUCACUGCAACCUAAAACCGGAAUGCACAAUAAGCCAGUGAUACCUAUUCCAUCGAAACCACCUUUGGUUGCAGCCAAGCCCAAGCCAGGAGCCCCCCUUCAAAGAGCGUCUCCAGAUGGCCAGAGUAUCCGCUCACGGGGGGAAGAGACAGCCCCCGAGUUCAGGAGGAAACGAGACAGCGCCAGAAACAGCAGAGGAGAAGAUGACGAUGGCGACUAUGAGAACAUGCAUCUGCCAGACUCUGUGUUCAUCGAUUCCACUGAAACCACCUUUGUAGAAAAGCUAUUCAAAGAAUGGGCCAUUUCUCCACCAGAUGGACUGUAUGGCAUCAGAAACUCAGGAACAAAAACAUCAAAGGUCCUGGUGGUUUGGGAUGUCAGUAUAAGCAAAGCCAGAAACUACAGACUGUUUGAAGAGGGGGAUUGCAUAUAUCUGGAAAGUGAAGCGACCUUCCCCAAUCUGCCAGUUCUGAUUGAACACUACUUCAGCCAUCCUCUUCCUCACCAUGGCUCACUCUGCCUGCAGCAGCCUUACACAAGGACGCCCAGCUCCCUAGUACACUCAAAAACAGCUUAUUAAGACUCAAAUGGCACCAACUGGACAUGUAAUAGAUGCUUUAACAAAAUAUUUUACAAAAGAGUGUAUCCCAUAUAGGUAUUAUGAAGUGUUAAUUUAUUUGUUCCCCUGUUUGUAUUGGGUUCUGGAUGGACAUAUCUAAGACUUCCAUUUUUUCUGUAUGCUUAGGAGUUAUUAUAACAUCUUUCCUGCUCUCUGCUAACCAUAAAGAAUCAACCUGAAGCGAGAACAGAAAGGUCCCGUCUGGUCAGUUUGACGGGUGUAUUGCACAUGUCCACAGAGGGGCGCUGUGAUACCACAUUUCCAACAGUAUACUUUAGCCAGAUCAACCUUACAGCCUUAUAUUUCAGUAUUUGUGCACCAAGCAAACAUAGCAUGUCAUUAUUUUGCAUGGCAUUUAAAAAAAAUAAAAUGACUCAAUUCUUUUGAUGCAUAGAUAUGCACUGAUGCAAUCUGUCUCACCAAGAUUAAUAUAUUUCAGUUUCAGAGAUAAAGAUUAACGAUGCCUUUUUGUGUUAAUCAGUAUAUUCUUAUAUAACACACAAUUACCUGGUUUGCACAUUUACCUGGUGAUGCAUAAAAAGUAUUUAGGUAUGUUACACGUGCAGGAGCAAAGUAGAGGAGCAAAUGAAUGUAUCUACUCGUCAUAUCCUCAGCGAUCGUUACAACCAAAUAAAACAAUUAUGUGUCACUCCAAGAGACAGAAAUAAUGAAAGAAUGAAUUAGAGGGCUGCAAUAUCAUUAUGUACUCUGUAUACUCUUAUUUCUUUAUCGAUUAACAGGCAAUCUCUUGUUCGGGUGCUGAAUCCAAAAAACAAAAGCGAGUGGUAUUUAGCAAUAUUGGAAGAUGUCAUAAGGUCAAUAACUUCCUGCUUAUGAAGAAAAAAACUAAGUUUAAUUUUUUACUUUUAUGUCAUUGUAAAAUGUUAAUAAUAAAUGUGUUGUUUUUUUAAGCGAAAAAUUCUGCACAAUUUGUUAAUAAUGGAUUUUCUCAUGUAAAAGUUUUGCUUAUGUAUUUAUAUUAAAAGUUUGUAUGUAUUGUACAAAAAC